ACAACACUACACUUCGCAUCACCCACAAACACACCCAAAAAAAACACACACAAAGAUCUUCACUUCAAAAGCCAAAUGAAUUUCAACACCAAUCUUGAAUCCGAUUACGCUCUUCUAGAAUCAAUUCAACGCUACCUCCUCGACGAUAACGGAGACUUCAACGCUCUAACGGCGGUUAUUGCAUCACCUAACGGCGUUUACCCAAGGGAGAGUGAUGGUGAGUCAACGUCCACCCUUCACGCCAAUGCCGUUAAUUCCCCGUCAGUUUUUUCCGAACAGGAGGCAACGGUUGCCACAGCGGCGCGUGGGGCUUCGUCUUCGGCGCGUGGGGGACACGCGCCUUAUCAAAAUUACAAGGGAGUGAGGCGUAGGCCUUGGGGUAAGUUUGCAGCUGAAAUAAGGGACCCAAAGAGGAAUGGGGCAAGGGUGUGGCUUGGGACUUAUGACUCAGCUGAAGAUGCUGCUUUGGCUUAUGAUCGAGCCGCUUUUGAAAUGCGCGGCUCGAAAGCUAAGCUAAAUUUUCCUCAUUUGAUCGGGUAAGA
Cajanus cajan (pigeon pea) is the source of this 542-nucleotide messenger RNA. The record is from RefSeq and is a predicted model, not a curated record. NCBI's taxonomy places the organism in Eukaryota, Viridiplantae, Streptophyta, Magnoliopsida, Fabales, Fabaceae.